AUGAAUGCACACCAAUUGCGACGAGUAACCCUAGUCAGGUGGCCUGUUCCACCUCUUCCCUGCAGACGCGCAUCGAGCAAAGCACCUCGCGAUCAAUUUCCAAUCUCAAGGAAGAACCAGCCUCUUGGCAAGACCAAGAAUGCAUCCUUGGGUUCCAAAAGGACCGUGAAGGCCCCAAAGCGUGAGGUUCCUCCCAAGACACAAACCCAGUCUUCAGGUGAACCCUCCAGUUCCGAAUCCAAGGAGAAAAAGAGCAAACAUGGAAUCCCUCCAACAGCCCUCGCCUUCAUGGGUGUUACUGCCUUGGCAAUCAGUACAUACUGCAGCUUUCUAUACGCCUCAUACAAACGCGAAGUGAACAAAAGUCAAGCCUUGGUUGUAUCCAACGACGUCUCAGACAGAUACAACAAAACAGCCAGCACAUUCGACGCAGACGUCGAGAUCUCGGAGAAGUUCAUGCAGCUAGGCAGCAAGCGCAAAGACCUAAUCCGACACGCUCGCGGUAACGUCCUAGAAGUAAGUUGUGGCACAGGUCGCAAUCUACCCUUCUACCUCCUCGGCGAGCGAAGAGGCGUCAACGAACUCCACCACCAUCUCGAAGUCAACGGUUGCCGCACGAUCACAUUUACAGAUCUUAGCGCGCAAAUGGUCGCAAUCACGAAGCAAAAGUUUGAGUCUAUGUAUCCGGACUACGAUCGUGUAUCUUUUCAAUCCGUCGACGCAGGCUCUGUCGCGCCUCCGCCUGCUGGACCGGGUGAUCCGCCACGCUACUUUGACACCAUUGUUCAGACGAUGGGUCUCUGCUCGAUGCCGGAUCCUGUUGCGACGUUGCGUCAUCUUGGGUCCAUUGUUGAGCCCGGCAAGGGCCAAAUUUUGCUUCUUGAGCAUGGUCGUUCGAAGUGGGAUUGGGUUAAUGGUAUUCUGGACAAUCUUGCGCCUGCUCAUGCGGAUCGGCAUGGGUGUUGGUGGAAUCGUGAUAUUGGGGCUAUUGUCAGGGAGAGUGGUUUGGUCAUCGUUGAGGAGACGCGUUGGCACUUUGGGACUACGUAUCGUUAUAUUUUGAGGCCCAAGGGAAAUUCUGAGUAA
Molecule: messenger RNA, 1086 nt
Organism: Penicillium nucicola
Lineage: Eukaryota; Fungi; Ascomycota; Eurotiomycetes; Eurotiales; Aspergillaceae
Product: class I SAM-dependent methyltransferase
Exons: 2
Coding region: 1-1086 (361 amino acids)
Source: RefSeq, a predicted model, not a curated record